Molecule: messenger RNA, 2625 nt
Organism: Exophiala oligosperma
Lineage: Eukaryota; Fungi; Ascomycota; Eurotiomycetes; Chaetothyriales; Herpotrichiellaceae
Exons: 2
Coding region: 1-2625 (874 amino acids)
Biological process (GO): DNA-templated transcription
Molecular function (GO): DNA binding; zinc ion binding
Source: RefSeq, a predicted model, not a curated record
AUGACGAUCCUCCACGUACACAUCGACGCAGGUGUCACACUGCUUGCGAAGCAUGUCGAAACCUGCAUGAGAAGUGCGAUGGAGGAAGACCGUGUAAUAUGUGCCGCGAUCGAAACCGAGAAUGUGUGUACGCACAGAGAUCUCGCCGAGUCAGUCAGCCUGCUCAAAGCACCAGCGGCACUGCGGAUGGGAGACACUACUCUCUGGGGGCCAACAAUACCGAAACUUCUGACCACGGCCAAGAACGGCGCAGAUACUAACCUCUAUGCGACGGCGGAAACCAGAUCUACCGCUGCACACCAACAAGAAAGCACAACCACGAUGAAUUCAGUGACCAAUGGAGCUCUAUGGGAUGGCUCCACCAUUGUGUCACCGUCUGGCUACACAGACUCCUUCCUGCAAAAUGUGCCAGGAUCGCCUGUUGAGGGCGGCAUUCCUUCAUCAGAAACUGGUGAUGCUUUACAGAGGUCGAGAAUUGAAGGUGACCUUCCCCAAACGGACGAGGCCGAUCUCUUUGCAGACGUAAUGCAUCUGGAGGGCAACGAUAUUACGGACAGGAUCCAGAAUGACGAAAUAUUCGCUGAACUAGACACCUCCACAAUCCCUGAGUUUUUGGAUAUUCUCCUCCCUGAUUUGCCAGAUGUAUCCUUUGGAGACCAUACUCUUCUUCUAGAGGGCCACGCAGGUCAGAGCGAUUGCCGAGAGGAUACCCAGUCUGAGAUGGCGUUGCCACGAACGGACAAAAUGAUACAUCAUCAGCUACGAGACCCCAGUUUCCAGUUCCCGUCCACCUGGCCCGAUAUUACCCUCUCUUCGUUGCCAACGGCGAGCGUAAUGCACAAUAAUGAGGCCAGUAACCAAUCUGAUUUGGCGCAUAUGCCACCUCUCUCUUGGAAGGACAACAUUAUCGAUCCAGACGGACCCCAGACAAACGAGACUCGAAAGGAACGUCACUCUAAGCAGAGCAUGCUUGUUAAAAGGUUGAUUGACUACGCCAUCACAGCCUCGGACGUAUCGUCAGUCGAACGACGUCGUUACUGGGAGUCUGAAUCCGCCCAAGUGUCUAAGGUGUUUGGUCUUUCUCAGCCGUCUGACCCCAGUGGUUGCAUAUUCGUCCGGAUGGUUCAACUCUACCAGCAAAACAUCCUCCCGUUGUGGCCCAUGAUCUGCGAGAAAGAUCUCCAGGACCCGACAAGCUUACACCCAGUUCUCUUCCUGGUCGCUGUAUCAAUUGGUGCCAUGUAUCUUGAUCAAAGAGCUAGUGUCUUUGGCGACAUCUUGCAGAAGGGCUUACGAACAGCUCUGAUCACUUCCUUCAUAGAAGAAGAGCUUACGGACACGGACACAAUUUGGUUGGCUCAAGCCAGAAAUACGAUCCAAGUCGUUUCGUUGUAUUCUGGCCAAGGUCUAGGGCUCACAUACGCACAGCAUCUGGGCGCGGUUCUACUGUCACAAAGUCGGCGCAUGGGUUUGUUUCGGCGCACCGAGAAUGAAGAUUUUUCAGCCCCCCGGAGUGCUGAAGAACAUGUCGCAGCGUGGGUACGAACAGAAACAAGAAGACGUGUCGCAUUUGGUAUAUUUCGAGCGGACGUUUUCAUGAGUUCUCUUAUGAAUUGUCCGCCCAGUAUCUCACCAGAAGAGUUGAAAAUUUCCCUUCCAUACCCAGAUUCUCUGUGGCAGUCGAUCGGGAAUUUACCCGCAGAAGAGAUAUUGGAUGCCCUGAGAGAUGAGGCCGGUAAACAGAAUAGCGGUCUUCUGUUUUGUGACCUCGUUCGCAUCACCUUGGAUCGCCACGAGGUCCUCUUAAAUAUGGAGGCGAGAGAUUAUGAGUUGCUUCUGUUCGGCCUGCAGAGGGAAGUAUGGAAGUUCAGCCACGAUCCCGAUAUGUUUCAGCGUUUGACCGGCCAUACUCCCCAAGAGGAUGAACAUGCUGAUUUCCUGGACGUCGAGGUCACUCGUGUCUUUGACAACCAUUCCAAGCCACGAGACCGACUCCAGAUCGACCAUCGGGAAAUGAAGGACUUGAUACUCGAUAGGAGGCGGCUUCUCAAGGCUCUUGAGAAAUGGAACCAAAGUUUCAAUGCCAGCAGAUACCGCGCUGGAUUCAGCAUUGAUCGAGGAAGUAUACUGAGUAGCCUGCUUCUGUUCCACAUUUACCACGUUCAACUGAAUGCCUCGCUGGAUGUUCUGCAUCAAAUAGCCGAUGGUCGCUGCAACAAGACCACUAUUGACAACCAGACGCUUCGGAAAACAAUUCGCUGGGCACAUAACUCACAAGGAAGGAAGGCCACAUAUCACGCUUCGAAGAUUUGGUCACUCCUUGACAACGAGGCAAGAAUGAAUCCCAUGAAGAAAGCACGGUACACUAUGCUCUCAUUCAUGGGUUUAUACCAUGCAUCCGUCGUGCUUUGGACAACAUAUGGAGCUCAGGGCGCCACCUUGCAGCCUCUUACGGCUCCACCGAGCAUUGGUGGCUUGGAUCUUUAUCAUCCCAGUAGUCAUUGUCAUAUUCUGACUAGCAUCGUGUUUCUCUAUCAGAGGUUGAAGUGUAUGAACUGGGAUGCUUUUGCAGACAGUGUCAGAAGACUCUCCCGGUAUCAAUUUCCGCGAGAUCAUACCUGUUGA